AUGCGCCGCAAAGAGUGCCUUCUGGCAUACUACGAUAACGACAGUUUUCGAGCUACGUAUGCCCAACGAAGAUUUCUGAGCAGUGCCACUAGUUUUUUACAAGCCCUGGUUUAUCGCAUUAUUCCGGAAACACCUGAGGUGGAAACCUAUCUUCGUGAGCAUGUGUCGCGGGUGAUUAGUAUCGGUGUUGGUCCAGGACCAGACAUGGUCGCGUUUGUUGCCUAUGCACGUUUACACGGAUUCCAACAGCGCUUGGUCUACUAUGCAAUGGAUCAGUGUGCUGGUUGGGGCAUGUAUCUGGCCGCUUUUGAUCGCCAUUGGUCGUCCGAGCAUCGAGUCUCGGUUUGGUUCAAACAGCACCGAUUUGGCAAACGUGAAGACGUCGACACACUGCCUGACGCAGACAUGCUGGUUUUCAGUUUCGCCAAUACCGCACUCAUGGCCAGCACAAUAUGGCCCUUGUUACAAGCUCGAUAUCGCUUGAUUGUGGUUCUGGAUGGGAUCAAAGAAGUCGUGGUAGACAGUUUUCUCGAUGCCGGGUUCAGAGAUUUUACUCUGACAGAAAAGACCAGCGUGUAUUAUCAUUUUGGUGGUGUACCCAAAAAGGCAAAUGAUCCGGAAACUGCGACAGAAAAUGUGCUGUCAGAAGGCAACGGUUGUCCCUCAGAGGACGUUAACGGACCAAGUUCCUAG
This is a messenger RNA of Echinostoma caproni, 693 nucleotides long. Lineage: Eukaryota; Metazoa; Platyhelminthes; Trematoda; Plagiorchiida; Echinostomatidae. The record is from the annotation of a GenBank genome assembly.